ACAUGAUAUUAAUCAAACCGCAAGUGACCGCACGAACAAAUUAUUUGACAGUUUGACAUGUCCUAAAAAAGAUAACAAAGCAGCAUUAAAUUGACAUUUCUUAAAUCAUGUUGGAUGAUGCUUGCCUCGAUGAAGGUCCCGGGGUUAAUUUUGAAACAUCAACCCUGGAAAUGAAGAAGGAAAGUCAAAAUGAAAACUCUACAAUCGUCAAUACAGGUACAAAACAGAAUGAGGAAACAGCAGUACCGAUCUCAAUACCAGAGUCGAAACAGGUUUCAAAUAUUCCAUUCAGAAUAGAUUUUCAGAGUUACUUCUCAGAGAGGGAAGAGGUAAUCGAAAGGGCUCUGAAUGAUUGUCAAAAGGAGCUUAUUCAGAAUAAUGGAGCCCUCAUAGGAAGCUGGCUUUUAACCGAGAUAAGCCUGUGGGACACAGAAAAAGAAAGACUCGUUUUAUUAACGAAAGACUCUCUCUUCUCCGUAAAGUAUGAUCUCAUAUCGUUGAAAAUUGUAGAAUAUAACAGAGUUCCUUUGAUGGAUGUGGACACUAUCAUUGCUGGCGAUUUAAUUUAUCCAUCGAAAUCCCUUUUGCCAAGAUUGAAUGGGUUGGCUGAAGGAGUUUCUUCGAUCCUUCAUUCUGCUGUACGUCAAGAGUGGUCGUCUCUUACUACUCUCUCCGGUUUUACGAAAUUCGAGCCUAGGUAUUGUGACAUUCGCAUAUGUGUGGUUUUAGGGGCUUCACUUAAAUUACGAUCUGAAAUUUACGACGUGAAGGGCUUGCACCUGGCUUUAGAGUCAUUAGUACCAGAAAAUGCCACUAAAAUAAACAGACCGAUAUUAAUAGAGAACUAUUUAGGCGUUGGAUCUCUUAUACACAAUAGGAAUGCUUUAGGCUUUUUCAAAAUUCGAGGCAAAGUCAGCUUCUGAACAUAUUUUAGCUCUCACUUUUUAGAAUUCAUGUAAAUAAUAAGAACAUUAUGAA
Molecule: messenger RNA, 978 nt
Organism: Belonocnema kinseyi
Lineage: Eukaryota; Metazoa; Arthropoda; Insecta; Hymenoptera; Cynipidae
Product: tumor protein p63-regulated gene 1 protein-like
Exons: 5
Coding region: 108-923 (271 amino acids)
Cellular component (GO): cytoplasm
Source: RefSeq, a predicted model, not a curated record